UUCAUACAAUCACCGGCGCUUCUUAUUGUCUUUGUUCCCCUCUCAUUUUUCCUAUUGUCUUCCCUUUUCUGCAUGCACCUGCACACACAAUCGCACAACAUCUAGACACCAUGGAAUCAUAGAAGGCUAGAUCAGGCACCCAUAUUGACGGCCAUUGUUUUCCUUUGUAUUCUUUUCUAUGUCUGAACUUCUCACCUAAUAUUAUUUUCCCUGCGUCGCACUUGGCCGCCGCCCUCUUCACCAUUUACUCUUCUUUUUCAUUCGGAUACUCUCAGCACGCCCUUAGACGUCACUUACCAACACAGACAGACUCAAGAUGUUAUUCUCACGAAAAAACGAAGACUCGACGGUCUACCCGGCCGUCCCCGACUCCCUCCGGACAGACUCAUUCGAGAUGACCGAGAUGCGCAAAACACAGGAGGCUCGCGCUGACACUGCGCCAACCUUCACACCUUACCUCAGCCUCCGCUCAAGGCUCUCCCAGAUAUGGAUAAACCGCUGGACCGUCCUUCUCAUCCUUGUACUUAUCCGACUUAUGUUACUGGUCGCUGACCUCAACGACAACGUUGGUGACGCCAAGACCAAGGCCCUUUCGGCUUGCACCAAAGUUGAAGACAUCGGCAGUACUAUGGCUUCCAUGCCCCACUACCUGUCGGUGGGAGUCAAUGAUAUGGCGGCUUCGGGAAUCGAAAAGUCCGUCGAAGCCAUGGUGUUCAUGCUGGGCCUGAUCAUCACGGGCGUGGAAUCGAUGAUCAUCUUCUACAUCAACUUCCUCACGGCUACAUAUACUUGCCUCAUCACAGCAAUGAUCCAUGGCAGUCUUGAUGUCGUCGCCGAUGUCACCUCAGAUGCCACGAGUGCCUUCAACGAGGUGAUCGGAAAAGUCGUCAAGGAGAUCAAGGACAUUGCUGGUACCUUGGAAGACGGAAUCAACAAGGUCGCAAAGGACAUCGAAGACUCUGUUUUCGGUGAUUUGAUUCCCGAUAUCCCCGAGGUGAACUUUACCGCCCCCAUCCAGGACCUCCAGGACUUUAAGCUGGACGCAAAGGACUUUGUCAAGGACGUCCGACAGCUCGACGAAGACCUUCCAACGUUCGAAGAAGUCCAGAACCUGACAAAGCAGGCCAUCUCCAUUCCGUUCGACUUGGUUCGCAAUCUUCUCAACGAAAGCUACGGAAGCUACAAGUUUGACCGGAACAGCUUUCCCCUAGCUCAAAAGCAGGAGCUGUCGUUUUGCUCCGAUAACAGCACCAUCAACGACUUCUUCACCAAGCUGUUUGACCUCAUUCAGAAGGCCAAGACCAUUUUCCUUGUCGUCCUCAUCAUCCUGGCGGUUUUGGUCAUCGUCCCCAUGGCUUGGCUCGAGAUUAUGCGCUGGAGACGCGAGCAGCGUCAUGCUAAGCUCAUUUCCAAGAACGCUUACGACCCUAUGGAUGUGGUGUACAUCGCAUCGCGCCCGAUGACUGCUACCUAUGGCAUUAAAAUUGCCUCACGAUUCAAAGGCAAGCGACAGAUUCUCGUUCGUUGGUGCAUUGCCUACGCUACGUCUCCUAUGGCUCUGUUCGUCCUGUCUCUCGCACUGGCUGGGUUCUUCUCCUGCUUUUGCCAGUGGCUUCUCAUCAAGGCGGUAAAUGACGAGGUCCCAGCUCUGGCUGCGGAGGUCGGAAACUUUGCCGAUGACGUUGUCAAGACCUUGGAGAACGUCUCAGACAAUUGGGCCACAGAUGCCAACUCUGUGGUCAAGGGACUGAACGACGAAAUCAACAACGACGUUCUUGGCUACGUUACCAACGCAACAGAUGCCGUCAACGACACCCUGACAACAUUCCUCGAUACCAUGGACGACGGCCUCAAGACUGUCUUCAAUGGUACUAUCCUCUUGGAUCCGAUCAAGACAGUCUUGCACUGUGUUAUCGGUAUCAAGAUCGAGAGUGUGCAGAAGGGUCUGACGUGGGUACACGACAAUGCUAAUGUCAACUUCCCACUCUUCGCCAACGACACAUUCAGUCUGGGAGCCAAGGACUCAGUUGAGGGCGACUCGGGCCUCAACACAUUUUUGGCGUCCCCGUCGUCUGUCACUACUGAUGAAGUCACGGGAGCCGUCAAGUCUGUUACCGACUGGCUUCACAACCACUUGGUCAAGGAAGCGUUGAUAUCCACCGGCCUGAUCCUCCUUUACUUCAUCGUCAUACUAUUGGGGGUCGUCCGAACACUGGCCGGCAUGGCAACUCCCGACCGCGGUAGAGCCGAGGGCGGUAUGCGGUACACUGGAGACGAGCGGCCCGCCAUGACUCCUCGCAUGGGGCAUGAGGGACACGAUGCGGGCCAAGGCACGACAUUCCCUCGCUUUGGAUCAUCCUCCGGCGAGCUCGAGCGCUACAGUGCUGCUCCCAGCGGAGGAGUCGAAAAGGUUAUGUCGGGCGCGCAAGGCGGCCGAGCUAUGGAAGUGGAUGGACACCAGCGGAGCAGCUCGUAUGGGCAAUUUGAGUCCGCGGGCAAGUACUAGCCUGCAUGAGCGGAACAGAACCGCAAUGGCUGGCUUUAUGUGACAAGGGGAUGGUGUUGAUUGCAGUGUUACUCCGGCCUGGCUGGACCGUGCCGAGAGAUUCUCUCCCUGCUGACUGCAUGAAAUUAUGGAAGCGACGGAAGCUAUGAUUUUGAUCCGCAUGGACUGGCGUUGAGACAAUCUUGGAAAGGAGGCAACUCGAACCGCAUUUGGUUAUUUUCCUUUGUUACCAUUUAGGUGUGGAAUUUGAGUUAUUGGAUAGGAGGGGGUCAAACAAGAUACCCUAGUGGUUUGAUGUAUUCGCGCGGAUAGACGUCCUGAGUCUAGGUUGUGGUCUACACAGAUUGGACUUUAUAGCCUCCAUGGCAAACCUAUCGAUGAAGCUAGAUUGAGACAGCGAUAACAACAACAAGAAAUGGUGGCUACAAACUUGAAUGAUUCU
Messenger RNA from Ilyonectria robusta, 2948 nucleotides. RefSeq lists its product as uncharacterized. The record is from RefSeq and is a predicted model, not a curated record. Lineage: Eukaryota; Fungi; Ascomycota; Sordariomycetes; Hypocreales; Nectriaceae. The transcript has a single exon. Gene Ontology annotation, cellular component: mating projection tip. The coding region runs from base 317 to 2506 and encodes 729 amino acids.